GCUAGAUUUUAGAGUGAUUCUAAGUGAAAAGUAAAUAAUGAGGCAUAUUAAAGUGCAGAAGAGUGAGAAAAGACGCCUGUCACAACAAGAAAAACAUUCACUACCCUCAGCAACCUUGGAGAAACCCCAAAGCAAUAUUGCGUUAAAAGCAACAAUUAUAGAAGAAGUAGAAGAGGAAGGCGACAAGUAUAACUUAGCCAAAUUAAUAAUGGAUUUAGACGAUGGCAAAGCUCUGUCGAUACAGGCACAAAAAGCAACUAAAACCGAAAUGAUGGUAUGUGAUCAAAUGUUUAAAAACGGAUUAAUGUUACAUGGUCAGGAAGGCUGUAUAUCAGCUCCUGAAUCUAUCUCGAAAGCAGCUAAUGUGCAGAAGCGCCGUAGUGUAGGAUUCACAGAGCAACCACGCAAUGAUCAGCUGGAGCCGUAUUCUUUGAAAAGACGUAAAAUUAAUGUUCCCGGAGCUCUUAAAAUGCCUUUAACUGGUUAUGUACGUUACAUGAAUGAACGACGUGACAGCUUGCGUAGGGAGCACCCCAACAAAACAGCUAUAGAACAUACAAAAAUUAUAGGACAAGAAUGGCAGGCGAUGCCCGCUCAUCUUAAAGCGCCUUAUAUGAGGGCGGCGGAACUUGAUAAAGAAAGAUACCUUAAAGAAUUGCAUACUUUUCUUGAAUCCCAUCCCGAUGAACCGGCCCGAUAUCGUAUGAAAAGAAAUAAAAUUAACGUCGCCGGAGCCCUUAAAAUGCCUUUAACAGGUUAUGUGCGUUAUAUGAAUGAACGACGUGACAGCUUGCGUAGGGAGCACCCCAAUAAAACAGCUAUAGAACAUACAAAAAUUAUAGGACAAGAAUGGCAGGCAAUGCCCGCACAUCUUAAAGCGCCUUAUAUGAAUGCCGCAGAACUUGAUAGACAAAGAUAUCUUAAAGAACUGCAUGCUUUUCUUGAAUCCCAUCCCGAUGAGCCGGCACGCUAUCAUUUGAAAAGACGUAAAACUAACGCUGCCAGAGCUCUUAAGAUGCCUUUGACCGGUUAUGUACGUUAUAUGAAUGAACGACGUGACAGCUUGCGUAGGGAUUACCCCAACAAAACAGCUAUAGAGCAUACAAAAAUUAUAGGACAGGAAUGGCAGGCAAUGCCCGCACAUCUUAAAGCACCUUAUAUGAGGGCGGCAGAACUUGAUAAAGAAAGAUACCUUAAAGAAUUGCAUGCAUUUCUUGAAUCCCAUCCCGAUGAGCCGGCCCGCUAUCGUUUGAAAGGACACAAAAUUAACGUUGCCGGAGCACAUAAAAUGCCUUUAACUGGUUACGUGCGUUAUAUGAACGAGCGACGUGACAGCUUGCGUAGGGAGUACCCUAACAAAACAGCUAUAGAGCAUACUAAAAUUAUAGGGCAAGAAUGGCAGGCAAUGUCUGCAGAUCAUAAAGCGCCUUAUAUGAAGGCCGCAGAAAUUGACAGACAAAGAUAUUUUAAAGAGAUGUCUACUUUCCUUAAAUCUUCUCCGGAUGAGCCGGAACCCUAUCGCUUAAAAAGACCUAAAGCUAAUGCUGCCGGAGCUCUUAAAAUGCCUUUAAACGGUUAUGUACGUUACAUGAAUGAGCGACGUGAGAGCUUGCGCAAAGAGUACCCUAACAAAACAGCUAUAGAGCAUACAAAAAUUAUAGGAGAAGAAUGGCGGACAAUGUCCGCAGAUCGUAAAGCACCUUAUAUGAAGGCCGCAGAACUUGAUAGACAAAGAUAUCUUAAAGAACUCAGUUUCCUUAAGUCCCGUCCCGACGUUUUAGUUAGCGAACUGGCUCAAAAUAAACCGCGCAAUCCUGUCGAUGGUUGCUUCUUUUCCAACAUCACUAACAAUAUCGCCAGCACCACUACGAAACUAUUGACUAAUCAGGAAAUCCCAUGUCAGAACAUGGAUACAAUGUGUGUUUAUAUGUGUGUAUAAAUAUAUAAAUUAUAGGCCAUUUUUAGUUGUUUAACCACCUAUUGUUACUACUACUACUAAUGUCGAAGAUUUUAAAAUGUUAAUUUUAAAUAUCGUAUAUUAAUUUUCUAAGAAUAUACGGUCUCUAUUUAUGUUUACAUAUAGACUGAAUUACACAAUAUAAUAAGCACGACAACAUAAAGUAAAAUUUUCGGCACAUAUUUCGCUGGCUAUGAUGUAUAAGAGCACUUCGCAUCUGCACACGCCAUACAUCGUAAUUACCCUCAUCUAGUUUCUGUAUAUGAUAUAAUGAAUUCGUUUCGUUCAGUACUCACGAAACGUGAAUGUUCAGACCGCGUAAUUGUUGAAAUCAGCGAGGCGUUUUAUGUCAUUGGAAUUUUGGGUUGUGCAAACCCGCAGUAGAUUGCCAUUACACCCUUUAAAGGGAAUCAUUCCUUAUGAGGCGUGGAGUAGUUAUAAGCUCUGCCUUGGCCGGUUUCAGAUUUUUGGGUUUUGGAUGAUUCCGGUGAAGUAUAAUCUAAACAAAGAUCCGAUGACGUAGAUUAAAUAUCAUUUGCAUUGUGUAAAAUUCGAAGGGAUUACAAACAGUGUAACAUUCUCGGGGAUAUGCCCCAAACUUAAAGAAAUAUGGAGUUCCUCGGAGUGUAGCAAAGGCAUGCAAAUGUAGUCAACGGGAAAAGUAAAAACUUGAUGCAUUUAUUUUUAAUGUCGUCAGAGUUACGUUUAUGCGACAUGUUAGACUAGCAAACUUUGUGAAAUUAUUUAUAUGGCGCAUCGGAAACUUUUGUUAAUGAUGCGACUUAAUACCAAGUUUCCUAAAGCAAUACACGUCCUCAAGCUGCCUAAAAGGAAAUGAAUACUAGAUGGAGAGUUCAGCCAAAUUAGUUUUGAAGCGGACCAAAAUGAAACAUGCUUAUACAUAACACAUAAUCGAAGUUAUUGUAAGAAAGCAAGUCAAAAAUUACUUGAUUCAAAUCGAAAAUAAAAGAAUGUGUCGAUAAAACCCUAAUAA
This is a messenger RNA of Glossina fuscipes, 2951 nucleotides long. Its product is annotated as nucleolar transcription factor 1-like. Gene Ontology annotation, biological process: regulation of gene expression. Lineage: Eukaryota; Metazoa; Arthropoda; Insecta; Diptera; Glossinidae. The record is from RefSeq and is a predicted model, not a curated record. Bases 38 to 1939 code for a protein of 633 amino acids. Gene Ontology annotation, cellular component: nucleus. The transcript has 11 exons.